UUGCUGGAUGCUGGUUUGCGCGGUGAUUCACAUGGCAGUGCUACUGCAGCUGCUGUACUGGACGGGGAUAGUUUCUAUGCAAGUGCCGAAAAUUUCGACUAUGUACUGGCACGUGAUUUGGCACGUCGAAGAGUAGAACGAGAAAAGAAAAAUGAGAAAGCAAAAGAGGCACCGACGGAGCCGUGCAUUCGCUUGAAAUAUGACGAAAAACUGCAGUACUGGAGUGAGAAUAUGGUGAACUAG
Molecule: messenger RNA, 243 nt
Organism: Gongylonema pulchrum
Lineage: Eukaryota; Metazoa; Nematoda; Chromadorea; Rhabditida; Gongylonematidae
Source: the annotation of a GenBank genome assembly